Nerophis lumbriciformis (worm pipefish) is the source of this 420-nucleotide messenger RNA. Lineage: Eukaryota; Metazoa; Chordata; Actinopteri; Syngnathiformes; Syngnathidae. The record is from RefSeq and is a predicted model, not a curated record.
AUGUCCUGUCAUACUUUAUUCCGUGUCGCAUUACAAACUAGACACAUCGCAAACAAUGCGUCGCUACUCACCCUCCACAGAAUUAACGCGUUGAAUAAAUUACAAGCGUGCGGAUAUGCGAAAAAAGUGGCUGUCAAAGGCAAAGGAAAGGGAAUGGUUAAAGAGGAGUUAAAAGGACCAGAGGUGUGCAAAGAUCCCGUCAGACUGACUUCUUAUGCCGUGGGGGUCAACAUCUACAAACAAAGAGAGGACCCCAAAAUCAAACCUGUUGAAGACUACCCAGAGUGGCUUUUUCAGUUAAACCUGGAUGGACCUUACAAGCUUCACGAGCUAGAGGAGGAAAGUUGGGCGUACUGGAAGCGUCUCCGAAAGGAAAACAUUUGGCGUCAAAAUAAAUUGCGUAAAGGGAAAAAGUUCUAG